AGCAGCAGCAGCCGCCGCCGCCCCAGGGUGAAUAUUUCAUAUCAAGAUGGCCCCAGUUGGGGAACUGGACGCAUCUGGCUCCUUGAACCCCUCACUGCUCCCAGACCUCCCCAAAGGGCCACUUUGCGCAUACCGGAAGAAGGCAUCCUUCAGGUGGAAGGAGUUGGCCCUCUUCAUUGAGGAGGAAGACCUGAUCCGUUUUAAGCACAAAAUAUUCUCAGCACUUGAAAAUGACCCUCUGUUUGCUCGUGUUCCUGGAGAAGAAUUGUCGCUUGAGAAGUACCGGGAGCUGACCUUUCUUCGCUGUCGGAAGCUUUUCGAAUAUGAUUUUCUAAGUUUGGAGGAGAUUCUUGAAAAACCCUUGAAAGUGGUAGUGCUGAUCAGCUGCCUGGGGAUGUACGAUUGGUCUCUCGGGACCAAGUACUUGCUCAAUUCCCAGGUGUUCAGAAGUACCAUUGAGAGUACAGGAUCUGAAAGACAUGAAAAAAUUCUUAAACAAGUCGAAAAUAUGGAGGUUUUUGGAUGUUUUGCGCUGACGGAAAUAAGCCAUGGCAGCAACACCAAGAAUAUCCGAACUGUUGCUAGAUACGACCCAGCCACACAGGAAUUUAUUCUUCAUUCACCUGACUUUGAAGCUGCCAAGUUUUGGGUCGGCAACAUGGGGAAGAAUGCCACUCACGCCGUGGUCUACGCCCAGCUCUAUACUCCAGAUGGCCAGUGCCACGGAUUGCAUUCGUUUGUGGUGCAGAUUCGAGAUCCAAAAACCCUGCUUUCAAUGCCAGGUGUGUUGGUUGGUGACAUAGGCAGGAAGCUUGGGCAGAAUGGUUUGGAUAAUGGGUUUGCUAUGUUCCACCACGUGAGGAUACCCAAAGAGAAUUUACUGAACCGAACUGGAGAUGUGACUGCUGAGGGGAAUUACACAAGUGCGUUCAAGGAUCACAAGCAGCGCCUGGGGGCUUCCCUGGGAACGUUGUCCAAUGGGAGAGUUAUGAUCAUUGCUAUGUCUGUGGUCAAUUUGAAGCUGGCCAUAUCCAUAGCCAUUCGCUUCUCGGCCACCCGACGCCAGUUUGGGCCGACAGACGAUGAAGAGAUACCCGUUCUGGAAUACCAAAUGCAGCAGUGGCGCUUACUUCCUUACUUAGCUGCAACGUACGUCUUGGACUAUUUCUCCAGAACGCUGUUCAUUAAUUCCAUUGAAUUCCACAUAGGGCUCUUGAUGAAGGACAAGAGUUCCCAGCAGGUUGAGCUGGGGCGUGAGAUCCAUGCCUUGUCUACGUCGGGCAAGCCACUCUCCUCCUGGCUUGCCCAGCAAGGGAUUCAAGAAUGUCGCGAGGCCUGUGGUGGACACGGCUAUCUGGCCAUGAAUCGUCUGGGUGAUAUUCGUAAUGAUAAUGAUCCGAACUGCACUUACGAAGGAGACAAUAAUGUUUUGUUACAGCAAACUAGCAACUACCUGCUGCGGUGGGUGAGCGCCAGAGGCCAAGGUCCUGUUUCAUCACCUCUGAGAUCAGUUGAUUUUUUAAAAGAUUAUGAUGAUAUUCUCUGUCAGAAAUUCAUGGUCCCAGAUGCUCAAGACCUCAUGGACUCUUCAGUUUCUUUAAGGGCAUACAAGUGGCUAGUUUGUUACUUGCUCCAAGAAAGCACCCAAAAACUGAGAAAGCAGGAAGAAUGUGGCUGUGCUGAUUUUGAGGCAAAGAACAAUAGCCAGGUGUAUUAUUGUCGUUCUUUAGCCAUAGCUUUUAUUGAACACACAGUUUUACAAAGAUACCAUAAACACGUGCACAGUUCCAGCACACCAGCAAGCCUUCAAUCGGUACUGAAGCUUAUUUGUUCACUCUACGGACUGUGGUCUUUAAAUAAGCAUAUGGCAAUACUCUACCAAGGUGGCUACAUGUCAGGUGAAAAUGCUGGUAAAUUGAUACAAGAUUCAAUUCUAGAACUUUGCUCAAAGCUGAAGGAUGAGGCGGUGGCUCUGGUGGACGUCAUUGCUCCCCCCGACUUUGUUCUCGGCUCACCAAUUGGCAAGGCCAAUGGAGAGCUCUAUAAAAAUCUAUGGGGUGCAGUUCUUCAGGGCCCGAAGAUACUGGAAAGGCCAUCCUGGUGGUCAGAAUUUUGUAACAAUAAACCUGCCGUCGGUAAGUUGAAGUCCAGAAUGUAAAUGGAAAAGGACACGAAAACUGCUUACAAAGGAACUGUCUGAUUAACCUUAAUCUGGAUCGUACGAGGGAAAGGAUCAUGUUCAAUGAAGGUGGCGUUCCUGAAAAAAGACAUGAAGCUUUGAAAAAGGAGCUAAGCGCCACAGAGCCUACCGGUGGAAGCUUCCUUAAACCUGCUUCUCCUCUGCUUUCAAAAUGAUUGACCGUCCCCUCUCUGUCCCCGUUCAGGAUUCCUGAAGAUAAAAUCCAAUUGCUUCCCGAACAAUAACUGUUAAACUAACUUUCUCUCCAUAAGCUAAUGACCAUGUUGAAAGCCAGCUGCUUUUUCCUUAGAUGUCAGUUUAAAUACUUGCAUUUGGUCCACGUGAUUAACAUAAUCUUAUUCUUUAAGAACAGAGUAGAAGAAAGAUUUCAAGCUUGAAUUACAUUGUCAUCAGUUUGCAUCUGAUGCCAACAUGCCAGCUCAACAUUGAAGGGGAUAAAGUAAGCGGCAGAUAGGAAAGGAAUGCUUCGAUUCCUCUUAGCUGCCGGUCUGGGAGCCAAUACUCUACACGCUCUUCUUUUUAAUAAGGUUUAGGGUAACCAACGCUGGAGAGAAAAAAGCCUUGAAUGUAUUCUCUUUCUGACAUCCCACCUGCCAUGUGCCUGGAAGACUUUGGUGGGGAAGAGCCCGCUGCCUGCAGGGCAGGAGGAAGAUGACCUCGAUGCCCUGGCGAUGAAUCUUGCGUCUCUCCAUCAUGGUCAUCUUCCUUCCUCUCUUCACUGCCAGUGAGAGGUGGGAGGCCGUCCCAGUUCUGCAGGUCCACCCAACGCCCUUUUUAUUACCUGGUAAAAAGGACCCAGUUGGAACCCCCAGGCACCGUCAACGCUUAAUCAGAUCACCUCCUUUUCCCCCUCUGCUUUUGAGAAGCAGGUUCUUCUUCCUCGCUGGGACCAAGACCAGAAGGCGUCCCUGAGCCUAACUUUCCUCUGAAUCAGUGCAGGAAAAGGGAAGGUUUCUGUUUCCGUGCAUUACAGAAUCACAGGGUUGGAAAGGCAGAGGAGGUCAUCCUGUCCGAUCCUGGAUAAGCAUCUGAGCAAAUCUGUCUGCUCAGCUGGGAUGUAUUACGGGCUGGGCGCUGCAUCUGCUUGACUUGGAUUCCAGCUCCCGCCGCCCAUAAGGGAAAAUCCCGCAGUCCGGGUCUGGUAGCCUCAGUUCUGCAUUGCCAUAUAUGUCUGCACAGAGUAAUAAUAAAAGGAAAUUAUAAUG
Molecule: messenger RNA, 3405 nt
Organism: Python bivittatus (Burmese python)
Lineage: Eukaryota; Metazoa; Chordata; Lepidosauria; Squamata; Pythonidae
Source: RefSeq, a predicted model, not a curated record